AUGUUUCGAGUUCUCCCAGAAUACAUCAUGGGCACUUUUUAUUAUCCACUUAGUAUUUGUUCUGUUCGUUGUCAUCAUCUUUGCUCGAACUACCUUCAUGGACCCGGGCUACUUUCCUCUCUCGACACUGAGGCCAACUACUAUGAUGAUAUAGAUGCUCCGCUUUUUCAUGAAUAUGAGGUUCGUGGGACAGUAGUCAAGAUGAAGUGGUGCAGCACUUGCAGGUUUUAUCGGCUUCCACGGUCGACACAUUGCUCAACGUGUAACAAGUGUGUUGAGAACUUUGACCAUCAUUGUCCCUGGGUAAACAAUUGUAUAGGCAGACGAAAUUAUCGAUACUUCUUGACCUUCUUGGUUGCGCUUUCGCUUGAUAUGGUCGUUGUUUUCUUCGUUUCUUUGCUUUUUAUUAUUGUCGUCCUCAUGGCCUUCGUCGGGAUGAUUUUUUUGCCAGUCUUUAGUCUUACUAUGUUUCAUGUCGGCAUUCUUUCAAAGGGAUAUACUACAAAUGAACAUGUGACAAAGAAGUUUCCUUCCAAGUCUAAUCCAUACUCUGCUAACUGUUCAAGUCACUGGACGCGGCUUUGCUGCACCUCCGAGUAUCCGUCGUAA
This is a messenger RNA of Mesocestoides corti, 609 nucleotides long. NCBI's taxonomy places the organism in Eukaryota, Metazoa, Platyhelminthes, Cestoda, Cyclophyllidea, Mesocestoididae. The record is from the annotation of a GenBank genome assembly.